ACAUGGAACAGCAUGUCAGGGCUGAGCGUGCGCCUGAAGCCGGUGCCCCUCCAGAGCCUCUCAGAGUUGGAGAGAGUCCGCCUGCAGGAAGUGGCCUUCAGCAGGUUGCUCCAGGACUACGACCUGGGUUGCCAGAUCACCAUCCCUAAAGAUGGUCAAAAGCAUAAGAAGUCACUCAGGAGGAAGUUGGAUUCAUUGGCCAAAGAGAAGAGUAAGGAAAAAGAGUCUAUGCCCCAGGCAUUCGGUAUAACGCUGUCGAAGGUGAUCUCUAACGACCGUGCCCAGAAGCAGCGUCAGGAGCUCCAGACCCAGCGAGAGGAGCACCGUGACGCCAUUGACCUGGUGUCCUCUCUUUUGCACCUCACCUCCCGGAGAAGCACUAAGGACAAGGAGCUGUCCAGCAGCAACUCCUCCCUCAGCUCCAACUCCGAAACGCCCAAUGAGUCCCCUUUGCCCAACACGCCUGAGGCACCACCACGCACACACAGGAGGGGAGGAAUGUCUGUGGAUUGCAUCACUGACCUGGAUGACAACCAGUCUCGUCUGCUGGAGGCCCUGCAGCUGUCCCUGCCAGCCGAGACAUCCAGCAACAAGAAGAAGCAGAGGGACAAGAAUCUCAGCCUCAACCACAUCUUUCGACAGGUGCCCAGGGUAGUGGAGAGCUGCUGCCUGCACCUGGAGAAACAUGGUCUACAGACUAUUGGCAUUUUCCGUGUAGGGAGCUCAAAGAAGAGGGUACGGCAGCUGAGAGAGGAAUGUGACCAGGGUGUGGAGAUCCAACUGGAUGAGGAGCACAGUGUCCAUGAUGUGGCCGCGCUGCUCAAGGAGUUCCUGAGGGACAUGUCUGAUCCCCUACUGACCAGGGAGCUCUACACCGCCUUCAUCAACACCAUGUUACUGGACCAUUCAGACCAGGAGAUCACCAUGCAGCUGCUGAUGUACCUGCUCCCACCCUGCAACAGUGACACCCUGCAACGCCUCCUGGAGUUCCUGGCCACGGUGGCCGCCCAUGCCAAGGACAGCCAGGACAGGGACGGGCUGGAGAUCACAGGGAACAAGAUGACAUCGCUCAACCUGGCCACCGUCUUUGGGCCGAACCUUCUACACAUGCAAAAGAGCUUGGACAAGGAGUUUGCUGUGCAGAGUUUUGCCCGUGCCGAGGAGAGUACAGCCAUCAUAGGCGUGGUACAGAGGAUGAUCAACACAUACGAGACCCUCUUCAUGGUGCCUCCUGACCUGCAGAAUGAGGUUCUAAUGAGUCUGCUGGAGACGGAUCCUGAUGUGGUGGAUUACCUACUGCGGAGGAAGGCUUCUCAGUACUCUGGUCCAGGCCUGCUGAUGAUUGAGGAUCCCUUCUCUCUGAGUGAGAGGCGCUGCUCCAGUGACUCCAACAAGGCCUCCAGUGCGGAUGUGUCCCCCUAUGAAAUCAACUCUCCAGUGCUGUCGGAGCGCUUGCUCUCCCAGGACCAGGGGGACAGCAGCCCCCUCUCUGACAGGCUCUUCAAGGUCUCCGAGCAGUACACACUGGUGGGCCACGUCAAAGGUUGUCCCAGCGACAGCUACAGUACCACUCACCAUCCACAGGCAAAGGGGAAAAGGAAAGGGAAAGGGGGAUAUACCUAGUCAGUUGUACAACUGAAUGCAUUCAGCUGAAAUGUGUCUUCCGACAUUUAACCCAACCCCUCUGAAUCAGAGAGGUGCGGAGCUGCCCAAUGAUCAAGUUGUUGGCCAUUUCAUCUCUGAAAAUACCACUAAUACACUGUAUUGUAUAUUGCUGCUUAAUAUGAAGAAUAUUUCAGAUUUUUCUAUUAGACACACCUGACUAACAUUUCUGGGGUGCCUGGCAUUCCUCUCUAAGGAAAGGGUUUAUGGAUCAUCAUAUCACUGGUAUGUUCAUUGUCUUUGAAUAGCAUGUCUCAUUCUUUGUUCUUUGAAACCCUGCAACCUAGAAUAAAUUACAUGUUCACUAGGUGGAGAUAAGACUUUGAUUAUGUGUACAUGGUUUCCCCCAGUUUCCCAUGGCGACGUUUCAGAAUGCAGCUCUUGUGGCUCAUUGGAGGGACUCGACGGUCACCAAGGUAACAACAGCAAACAGCGUGUCAGAUAAUCUUACACCUCAAUUGGUAUGCCUGAGUGCAGGCCACACCCCCCAGUGACUUGCUGCAGCAGUAGCCCUCUGACGAAGAGAGGGCGGAGAUUGGAGGGUACAGACCUGUUAUUACUUCACCGACCACCGGGCCAACCAGGGGGCUGCAGCCCAGAGGACAUUGCGCUAAUGGGCGGAAUGGGACAGCCUGCCAGUCCCUCCCUCAGAGGCAGGCCUGGCGGCAGGGUGGAUGGAAGGCCUCCCCCUUCCUACUCUGGACCGCUCAGAGGAACUUCUCCACACCUUCCCUCUGCCCUUCCACGCACCAGCCUAGGUGUGUGACCCACCCAGAAUCCACAACUGCCCCCCCCAGGGCAGCAGCAGCCCUGGGCCCCAGACUGUGGCCCCUACGACCCCCUCCUCUGGUCCUCUGGAAGGGAAGGUGUCAGGCAGCCCAGAGUUGCAGAAGGAGAUGUGGCAGAUAGGGCAGCUCCUAUCAGCAGACAAUACACUCUACCAGAGACACUGGUGUGAUGUUUAUACGCACUCGCUCAAACUACUUUGUCCUUCUCUAAAUUGUAGGUUCAAUUUACUGAGAUGUGCCAAUUGUCUGUGAGUAAAUGUUGUUAUUUCACUCUUGAUGUGUCUUACAGUUUUCAUAUUUCAGAAGUCUGACUCCAACAUUUUGCCACUAAGACAGUACCUCAACAGAGACACAAAUUAGCAUCACUGACAUGUGACUAUCUGAAUAUUGUUUACCCAUAGUAACUAAAUACUACAUUUUCUUUCCUUUAUGUUUUUUAAUUUUAUUUCAACUCAGAACAAUGAUGUGAGAAUUAAUCUGAAUGUAUCCUAAACGUAUUGGUACUAAUAGCCUACAUGUAAUGUUUGUUUUUGUAUUGUAAUAUCACCCUGUGAGAUAUAAUGCAGAUAUGUUAUAAGCAAAAUCAAAUACAACUUUCUUAGUGAAACAUGACAUCAAAUUAUGUUCGAUGCUGUAAGUGUCUUUGUGUUAUUUGUAUCUUGGUGGAGCUAUUGCCGAACAAAUGAAAAUUGAUUGUUUGUGUUUUUUGAUAGUGAUAUUGAACUUAACUGUUUAGGUCACUUGCUUUUUAUAACUCAUUUUAAUGUUUGUGGCCUUCUGCAACUGAUUGUAAUAGUCAUUAAUUCAUUGACUU
This is a messenger RNA of Salvelinus namaycush (lake trout), 3264 nucleotides long. Its product is annotated as rho GTPase-activating protein 6-like. NCBI's taxonomy places the organism in Eukaryota, Metazoa, Chordata, Actinopteri, Salmoniformes, Salmonidae. The transcript has 10 exons. The coding region runs from base 13 to 1623 and encodes 536 amino acids. The record is from RefSeq and is a predicted model, not a curated record. Gene Ontology annotation, biological process: signal transduction.